Dovyalis caffra is the source of this 216-nucleotide messenger RNA. The record is from the annotation of a GenBank genome assembly. NCBI's taxonomy places the organism in Eukaryota, Viridiplantae, Streptophyta, Magnoliopsida, Malpighiales, Salicaceae.
AUGGACAGAAGGCUGGAUAAUAUUGAAGAAAAAUUUGAUUCCAGACUUGCAGCAAUAGAGGUGUCAAUUGAAAGGCUUUCGAAAAUUGUUCUAGGCAAGCAACUUGCUGUCACAACAGCUAAUAAUUCUUUUCCACAAACUCAAGAUGUUGUGGCUGCCCAGAGUAACCAACCAGCUGCGUUGCCUAUUCAAAGAAGAGAACAAAUCAACCCAUAA